Messenger RNA from Tachysurus fulvidraco (yellow catfish), 2251 nucleotides. RefSeq names its product protein kinase, AMP-activated, beta 1 non-catalytic subunit, a (gene prkab1a). Gene Ontology annotation, biological process: signal transduction. NCBI's taxonomy places the organism in Eukaryota, Metazoa, Chordata, Actinopteri, Siluriformes, Bagridae. The record is from RefSeq and is a predicted model, not a curated record. The coding region runs from base 540 to 1346 and encodes 268 amino acids. Gene Ontology annotation, cellular component: nucleus; cytoplasm; nucleotide-activated protein kinase complex. The transcript has 8 exons. Gene Ontology annotation, molecular function: protein kinase binding.
ACACAAUGAUGUUUACUGUUGAACAGAGUAGUACUCUCGUGAAUGAAGAAAACUAUUUUAUUCUGUUAUGUUCAUGUCGCUAUCUACCGACAAGACACAGGAAUGACAAGCAAAUUCCCUUAGAAUAAAUAUGACGUCUUCUGAAUGGUGAAUAGAAUUUCUGCAGCUGUUAUAAUUCGUUUCGUUCGAUUUUAAAUAAAUAUAGAUUUCCCCCUAAACUUUGAGUUUAAAAAAAAUUAUGUAUUACAUGCAUUGGAUUCGGACCUUUCUUUUCACUAUUAAAAGACUUGGCAACACAGGUAAACAGGGGUUUUUGUAGCGAGAAUCUGGCAACCACGCAUCGCGCUGCAGGGGGCGGGGUCGUGUAGAUGUCUUGCAGUCAAAACCGAUGGGGAUUUUAAACUAGAGAUAAAAUAACACACAAAAAAAGAAAGAAAUGAAGUCAAAUAAGUGUUAAACUGUCAUUCAGCUGCAUUUACGAUAACGAGUGUAUUCGAGGACUUAUCAGCUGACCGCACGGCUCCACUCGUAAAGGCACCAUGGGAAACACGAGCAGCGAGAGGUCAGGAGUGGGUCAGGGCGAAAAAGCCAACCGCAGGGACAGCCGAGGUGCUAAAGAGGGAGACCGGCCCAAAAUCCUCAUGGACAGCCCUGAGGACGCAGACAUUUUCCAUGGAGAGGAUGUUAAGGCUCCCUUAGAGAAGGAGGAGUUUUUAGCUUGGAGACAGGACCUCGAGUCUGCUGAUAAGGAGCUCUUGGCACGACCCACAGUGUUUCGUUGGACCGGUGCCGGAAAAGAGGUCUAUGUUUCUGGAUCUUUUGACAACUGGGCAAAUAAGAUUCCUCUAACUCGGAGUCAGAACAAUUUUGUGGCGAUCGUGGACUUGCCUGAAGGUGAACAUCUGUAUAAGUUCUACGUGGACGGACAGUGGACCCACGACCCAUCCGAGCCUGUAGUGACCAAUCAGCUCGGAACAAUCAACAACAUCAUCCAGGUGAAGAAAACCGAUUUUGAGGUGUUUGAUGCUCUCAUGGUGGACUCGCAGAAAUGCUCAGAUAUGUCAGAUCUCUCAAGCUCUCCUCCUGGGCCAUAUCAUCAAGACGCUUACAUACCCAAACAGGACGAGAAGUUCAAGUCUCCACCCAUCCUCCCUCCUCACCUGCUGCAGGUCAUCCUCAACAAGGACACAGGCAUCUCAUGUGACCCUGCUUUACUUCCUGAGCCCAAUCAUGUGAUGUUGAACCAUCUUUAUGCUCUGUCCAUUAAGGAUGGAGUAAUGGUUCUUAGUGCCACACAUCGCUAUAAGAAGAAGUACGUCACCACCCUGCUGUAUAAACCCAUCUGACCCCAGCGGCUCUGCUCACGAAUUCUACCACGAAUUCUAGUUGUAUAUGUUAACUUUAGGUUUAGGUGUCUUCUCAUGUCUUUUAUUGUUUUUUUAUUAUUAUUAUUAUUAUAUGUAAUAUACGUCGGCACUGGUUGCCAAGAGAUAACCAUGUAGAUUUUUUGCUGUCAAGAGAAUAUAUUAUAAAUAAAAAAACAACCAGAUUGGUAUCCAUAAGUGGUACGGAAGAGACCAAAAAUAUGUGUAGGUUCAGGCAUUUCUCUUGUCUAUGUGCUCUGUGGUAUAGCUGCUGAGUUACUGUUACCACCUUAAAGUUUAUUUCCCAAUAACCGUACCUCUUGAAGUGUUUUAUUCUUCUUAUUACCAAGUAUUACACGAAUGUAUUAAAGACUGACACGUACUUUUUUUUUAUUUAUAGAUACAUUUAUGUUGUGGGACGUGUUGUAAAAAACACAAAGCAUAAACUCCGCAGUCUUUACCUCUGACUGUUACACAGCUCUGACACUAGAUAGUCCUUAAAUAAAUAAUAAAAUAUAUGGUUGACGGAAAUCAUUACCUUAUUGACGUCGUUUGAAUUCAUUUCGGUGAAGCAUCCGCCAUAAAGCUGCUGUAGUAUCAUGUAAAAUCUCAGAUAAAGGGAUGAAGGUGACUGAAUCAGUGCUGUGUCGGAUGUGAGAUGAAUUUGGUGAAUGUUCGCAAAAAAAAAAAAAUUAAGAAACAUUUAUUUGAUAUUUGAUAUUUCUAUAUUGUUUUUUUUUUAAAUACAUGACUAAUUAUUUACAGCAGUAAUGUCUCAUUUGAUUUAUUUGUACAGCAUGAUUGUGUCUUACUGAACGCUAAUGUAUACUCUAAAAGGAAGAGGAUCAAAAUCAGUUGUCAAUAAACUUUAUUUUUUAACACCCUUA